Messenger RNA from Pieris brassicae (large cabbage white), 1531 nucleotides. RefSeq lists its product as uncharacterized. The record is from RefSeq and is a predicted model, not a curated record. The transcript has 2 exons. The coding region runs from base 92 to 811 and encodes 239 amino acids. NCBI's taxonomy places the organism in Eukaryota, Metazoa, Arthropoda, Insecta, Lepidoptera, Pieridae.
GUUGUUAAAAAUUGAAAUCAAAAUAAAAAUAAUGAAAGGAGCGAAAAUGUUUUAUUAAAUUAAAAGAAGUAGAUAGGUCUCAGAUAUCACAAUGCGUUGGAGUGAAAAAACUACCCAGGACUUCGUAAGAAUGUAUUUAAAAAAUGAGUGUUUGUGGAACACCAAUCAUGCCGAUUAUAAAUUAAAACAUCGCAGGGAUAAAGCCUACGCCUCUCUGUCUGAAGAAUUCAAUGCAUAUACAAAAAUUUAUUUAUCGACAACAGAAAUUAAGAUAAAAAUCAAGAAUCUAAGAUCUACAUACAUGCAGGAAGUAAAUAAAGUCUUACAGAAAUCGAGUCCAGAAUGCAUUUAUAAACCGUCGCUGGUCUGGUUUGAUGAGAUGGAUCGAUGUUUAAAACAUACUUACGUGAGGCGUUCCUCAUCUAAUUCAAGCAUACAACAAGCUCAGGAAGUGGAUUCUUCAAGUCAUAUCUGGGUUAACCAAGUACAAGAUAAUCUGAAAGAAGAAGUAGACCCAGAUCCUUUAAUACCAGACACUGAUAAUUAUUGUGACUCUCCUAAACCAGACGAUUCUAACAGAGAAGAAUCGGAAACAUCCAAUCCGCCUAAGAAAACCAAAAAGAAAAAAUACAAACAUACUAAAUCAAUUCCUGAACCUCAAACUGACUGCACAAAAGAGGAUGAGUUUGACAUUUUUGGUAAAUAUAUUGCAACACAACUAAGAACUAUGAACUUGCACAAAGCUCUAAGAUUGCAGUUAGAAAUACAUAGUUUAGUUAAUGAGGCAAGGGUAGCGGAUAUAAAUGACUAGUCAUAUAUUUAGAAUUUACUGGAUUAAUAUUUAACAAUGGUAAAAAGCUAUCAGUUAGAUCUGUAAAAGAAGAUAUCUCUUUUAGGCUGAUUGCAGAAAAGCACUCUGGAAUUAAAUUAUUAUUGUUUAAUAUACUACAAUUUUAAAAAACUAUGUAAGAUAAUUAAAACUAUAUUUUUAGGAUUAGUUAUAAUCAAAGUAUCUCAUUAGUGUGAGGCAUCCCAUAAUGGGUCUUUUUAUUUUAAGAACAAUUUUUAUAAUUUUACAAAUUAUAACUACCGGCUCGACUAUUUUUUAAUGUUGCAUUUUUAGCACUUUUUAUCUGUUAUUACCUGAUUUCGUAAAUACUACAAGGCCAUGCUUGAACUAAAAUGUGAUUUAUGAUCAAUAUGUGCCAAAUAGUAUUUAAAUUUAAAUCUUCCUCGUUACUAGGAAGAAAAAUGUUGCUUAAUUGAACUAUGAACUUAUUUGGCACAGCUGUACCUGACUUAUGCUUACAUUAGGAACACAUAGAUUAAUGCAUAAUUACAAAUAAUGAUUAUCUUUCGAAUAUUGAAUGUUUUAUCUUUAUCUGUUGCAAAGAUAUAGUCAUUCUUUUUUUGAUUUGGUUGAUGUUUUACAAGAAACAUGCUGGAACAGAUUUAUAACACUCCAGAUAUAUUAACCAAAUUUAAGUUUUCAGUUUUGUAAAAUGUGUUGGCUGAAUGAAUAAAACAAAAU